AUGACAGAACUCGAGGUCAUUUUAACUCGACUGGGUCUUGAACAAUACCUCGACUCGUUCAUUGUCGAGGGGUUCGAUACUUGGGAGACUGUUCUUGACAUCCAAGAGGGAGAUUUAGACGCGCUCAAUGUGAAACUUGGGCAUCGUAGAAAGCUUCAGCGAGAAAUUGCUAACCACCGAGGUGUACUCUAUGAGCGGGCUCAUGGGUCUCCUACCACUGAGACAUCGAUUGAAGCUGGGAAGACCAGUGAUGCCCCCCCUAAACCCCCUAACCCACCUGGCCAGCAUGAACGAGCGGGCACUGAGAUGAAACGGAAGUACAGACGCCAUCCUAAACCAGACAAACAUGCACCAGAAAGGUCACCAUCAGCCUAUGUUAUAUUCUCCAAUAAUGUCCGAGAAGAAGUACGGGACCAGAACCUCUCUUUUACGGACAUCGCAAAGCUUGUCGGUGAUCGAUGGCAGAAAUUGAGCCCUGAAGGAAAAGAGCCUUUUGAAUCAAAGGCCAAUGAUGCAAAGGAAAAGUUCAACAUCGAACUUGCGAAAUACAAGAAGACAAAUUCCUACAAGGAGUACGCCCAGUAUAUAGCUGACUUCAAGGCGAAGCACAGCAGUGUCAUAGCUGAGGGCAAACGGCCGAAAUUUGAAUCGGAUUCAAAUAUUGGGAGUGCUUCAGGCAGGCCGACUGAGAUUACAGUGGAAACGAGACCGACAGUUUCCACGGCUCACACGCGUGAUGUGUCCAUUGGUUCUGUCAGCUCUGCAUCCUAUGACAGCGGUCUUCCGUCACCUAAAGGAAGUACCGCCGGGCUGCCACCCACUAUGAUGGGAUAUGGGAUGAGCACAAAUAUGUCACAUAUAUCAUCAUUAUCAUCGACCGACUCGCCUGCCCUAAGGUCUCACCACCGUGAGUCGUGGUUACCAGCUACUCCAGCCGUCCAAAAUCCGUCGGCCAUUGUGCCUCACCAGACGCGGGGUGAUCUUCCAGAACUUCAUUCUCGCACCGGUCAGUUGUCGCUGGCUCCUUUGACAGCCAAUGUGAUUGCACCGACGGUGGAUUUCGGUCCUGUCACUCGAGCAGCAGCGUUUCCACCGCUAUUGCUUCACCAAAGCUCUGGUUCUUCGGUUGCACAGAGUGAUUCGUCAGGCACCUCCAAUGCGGCUCCGAUAACGCCGGGGGAUGAACCCUGGCGCUACCAACUCCUGGAUGAUAAACCAAGGGGCUCAAACUGGCAGCGCAUCCAGAUUCCUCUCCUUGCCAACAAUCCUAGUGCACAUUUUGGCCCGCUGCCGCCUCUACAAUCUGUUGACCGGGUACCCAACAUCUCACGCGAUCCGACUCAACGAACCCUCCCCUUUCCCACUCCGUCUUCGCCCCAUGAUCCGAAGGCCUCGUUCAGAGGUCGUCCGCGGAUACAGACCCCCUUGGCCUCAUCGCAGUCGUCCGAUUGUAGUUCUAGUGAGCCUCAUGAUGAAUUGAAAUCCCCAACGGACAAUCCGGAGCAGGAUGCUGCUAAUGCUCUGGCCGUUCUAGCCUACACCAGGAGGUGA
This is a messenger RNA of Endocarpon pusillum Z07020, 1551 nucleotides long. RefSeq lists its product as uncharacterized. Bases 1 to 1551 code for a protein of 516 amino acids. Gene Ontology annotation, cellular component: nucleus. The transcript is spliced from 3 exons. Gene Ontology annotation, biological process: regulation of gene expression. The record is from RefSeq and is a predicted model, not a curated record. Gene Ontology annotation, molecular function: protein binding. Lineage: Eukaryota; Fungi; Ascomycota; Eurotiomycetes; Verrucariales; Verrucariaceae.